ACUGAUUUAGCAACCGUCAAACAUCUGCGUAUGUGCCAAAAGUGUGCUUCUUGAAAUGAACAAAAUUGUGAAACUGACAGUCUCCCAGUGGGUUCCCGCCGGUGACAUAGACAUUCCUGCAGUGUGGCAAGUUUAUUAAGAUAAAUUUAUAAGUGGUUUAUUUAUUGAAACAAGCAUAAAGAUGUUUUAGGACAUGGUGGAAAAGAGCAGUUUGUAAGCAAACAGAAUGAUGACCAGGAAGUCCCAGGAGGAUGUAGUAUAUCCAGUGUUCCAUGGAUUGUCAGCGUGGAUGUCCACAAGUGUCUCUACAGAGAGGCAGGAGAUGUGGGUGAAAUGUAGUGGAGAAAUUUGUGGAAAAGAUAAAGCUCAAUUUCUAUUCAGUGAAGAUGCAGAAAGCGAAGACACAAAGAGUAUAUACCAGAGUCAUGCUUAUUACAACGAACAUUUGGCAGUGUUUCAUGCAAGCUUCAUUGACGAAUGUAUACGUGCAAAGUCUGUAAAGAGAGUGAACUUGGGACUAUAUCUUCUACCACCAAAGGAGGUCCAAGAUGAGCUGAAGUUUCAGUUCAAGUUUUCUUUUGAUGGAGGAAAAAAGCAUAAAGGUGCACAAAACAAAAACACAGAUCAUAAUGCUCUGUCUAAGGAACAGAACAAUACAGAAGGUCUGAGUGAGAAGAGAGUUGAUGAUAACUUUGGAGCUGAUAAUGCAGACCAAGAAAAAGAGACUACUGAGAGAAUAACAAAUGGUGACAUAGAGAUUCCUAUUGAAGAUUUACCUUUGGUUUCUGGAGAAAUACUGGAUUUUGAUAUUGUUCAAAAUGGCUGUGAAGUUUACCAUAAACUCUGACAAUGCAACCAGCAACAGUUAAUAUUAAAACUUUUUUAUUAUUUAUUCUUUUCAGUUUAUUUUAACUUUGAACAGUUUGUUUGUCAAAUUCAGCCUUGGAGAAAUAACUUGCUGUUAUUAAAUGUUUGUUGCAGGGCAGUGCCAAUGUUGUUGUAAAUAAACGUUUUAAACAUUAAAUUUUGUUUUCAAGUCAAAUAUCACAAGCCUCUCAUUU
Molecule: messenger RNA, 1061 nt
Organism: Lingula anatina
Lineage: Eukaryota; Metazoa; Brachiopoda; Lingulata; Lingulida; Lingulidae
Biological process (GO): homologous chromosome pairing at meiosis; meiotic attachment of telomere to nuclear envelope
Cellular component (GO): nuclear inner membrane
Source: RefSeq, a predicted model, not a curated record